AACUACAAUACCCAGCUUGCCAUCGCAGCGCUCUGAUUGGUCGAAGGCGCGCCAGGGUUUACGUGGCACUGCUGCGGACGCGCAGACUCCGUCUGAGCUCGGUGGUUCCGGCUGGAAGACGGUUCGGUCCGGAUCAGCAUGCAGCCGUGCGUGUUGGCGCUCCUGCUGCUCGCGCUCUUCUGCAGCCGCGCGCCCGCGCUCUACUUCCACAUCGGAGAGCUCGAGAAGAAAUGUUUCAUCGAGGAGAUCCCGGACGAGACCAUGAUCAUCGGAAACUACCGCACGCAGCUGUACGACAAGCAGAAGGAGGAGUACCUGCCGGCCAGCCCGGGUCUGGGCAUGUUUGUGGAGGUCAAGGAUCCUGACGAGAAGGUGAUCCUGUCUCGGCAGUACGGCUCGGAGGGACGCUUCACCUUCACGUCGCACACGCCCGGAGAGCACCAGAUCUGCCUGCACUCCAACUCCUCCAAGUUCUCCCUGUUUGUGGGAGGAACGCUGAGAGUUCACCUGGACAUCCAGGUGGGCGAACACGCAAACAACUACGCCGAGAUCGCCGCCAAGGACAAGCUGACGGAGCUGCAGCUGAGGGUCCGGCAGCUGGUGGAGCAGGUGGACCAGAUCCAGAAGGAGCAGAACUACCAGAGGUACCGCGAGGAGCGUUUCCGCCAGACCAGCGAGAGCACCAACCAGCGCGUCCUGUGGUGGUCCAUCGUCCAGACCCUCAUCCUGGUGGCCAUCGGCAUCUGGCAGAUGAGACACCUGAAGAGCUUCUUUGAGGCCAAGAAGCUGGUCUAGGUCUGGAGGGGGCGGGGUCAGACGCUCUGCAGAAAGUCUGUCCUCCUGUCUGAAGAGCCUCUGCUUGGUCCAGCAGGGUCCUGCCAGUUUGUUACUGAGCACGCGAGAUUUCCCAGGAAGUGAAGCGACGGCGGCUUUACUGGAAGCACAAAAACUGUUCCUCUGCAGACAUCACAGCUUUGAUUUCUGCAGAAGAAAACCUUCAUUUGGUGAAUCUUUUUGGGUUUUGGACUUUGGUUUCUAUUUGUGAGAGGAUGGAUUAAAGUUGAUUUCUAUCAAACGAAGCUGUUCAAUGCUGUUAUUCCAGGUUCACAUGAACUUGAAGAUCCGCCGCCCGCCGUGGUCGGUGGAGGUUUUGUUGCUGUUUGUGUGAAGGCUGCACGCCACAUUGCUCUGAACACGCUCCCAAUAAAGGUUUGGGUGUUUUGAA
Oryzias latipes (Japanese medaka) is the source of this 1225-nucleotide messenger RNA. It is a transcript of the gene tmed9, whose product is annotated as transmembrane p24 trafficking protein 9. The record is from RefSeq and is a predicted model, not a curated record. NCBI's taxonomy places the organism in Eukaryota, Metazoa, Chordata, Actinopteri, Beloniformes, Adrianichthyidae.